This is a messenger RNA of Alternaria burnsii, 1830 nucleotides long. RefSeq lists its product as uncharacterized. The record is from RefSeq and is a predicted model, not a curated record. Bases 1 to 1830 code for a protein of 609 amino acids. The transcript is spliced from 4 exons. NCBI's taxonomy places the organism in Eukaryota, Fungi, Ascomycota, Dothideomycetes, Pleosporales, Pleosporaceae.
AUGAGUUUUGAUCAAGAUUUCAGGCCGAAUGGCUUCCAAGACACGACCUUGAAACCUGCUCCAAAACGCAUUGUCAUUUGCUGCGAUGGCACAUGGCAAUCGUCCGUUACCAACGUCGACAAUGUUCCGUCAAAUAUAACCCGGAUCGCACGAUACCUCCUUAAGGUUGGCAAAGAUACCAAGGGUGAGCAAUGGCAGCAGCUUGUUUACUACGAUGCCGGCAUUGGUACUGGUGCAAGCUUCAUGGAAGCCGCUCGAGAAGGCAUGACGGGCUCUGGCUUUGUGGGCAAUGUCAUUGAGGCGUACAACUUCAUUGUAUUGAACUACAAUCCCGGUGAUCAGAUUUUCUGCUUCGGCUUCUCACGUGGCGCCUAUACGGCGCGUGCUGUUGCUGGGUUAGUCACAGACAUUGGUAUUGUGAAGCCGAGAGAUAUGCAGGACUUUCCGGAACUGUACCGCACCUAUCAGCAGUACAAGGACAGUAACAUGUUCAGGAAGUCAAAGGCAUGGCGCGAGUGGGUCAGCGGCGCGCGCCUCUUCGACACAGCUCAGAAAGACCUUCCCGAAGGAUUUAGACAAUCGCCAUACCUUUGGAAGAAACGACCUCAUGGUGCAGCACCAGAGUCAACUCGGUGGGUUGAAGCCGUUGGUGUCUUCGAUACCGUUGGCUCUCUCGGUGUCCCGGACGUAGAAGGCUUGUUCAGGUAUACUAUUAAUUUCCUGGCUCACAAAAUUCCCGCCGAGGAGUUCGGCUUCCACAAUGUCGCGCUCAGCCCUUACAUCAAACACGCGUACCAUGCGAUGGCCCUGGACGAGCACAGGAAGCCCUUCGAUACCACAAUGUGGCAUCUCUAUCCAGGUGACGGCACAGCAAGAACUCAUAAGCCAGUAUUUGAGCUGAAAGAGAAACUAAACCAGCUUCGCGACACGGAUGGCACUCCUGAAUUCGAGAUUCAGACAGCUUGGGAGAACCUCGUUGACGCUGAGAUGCACGAAGAGCUCAAAGGCAGCAAUUCAAAGCUUAAGCAAGUCUGGUUCCCUGGCCACCACAUCAAUAUUGGUGGGGGAAGUAAUGAUCUCUUCAAAGACAAACUAAGUGACUUUGAGCAAAUCUCCACGAUCACGCUCGCUUGGAUGGUCGAACAACUCAAAGAGCAUCUCGCCUUCGAAUUGAACGCCAUGAACCUCUGGAACCAAGAUCGCUUCCUCCUUUUGCAACCCUUCAUCCAGAGUCACCUUGACGAUCACGCUAAGUACAAAAACAACUGGCUGGUCAAAAAGGUCAACAACAUGCUUGCCAAAGACAAAAAUGACCCGUGGAACGACGGCAAUAAGACGCGUUUCAAAGUGCUCGCGACCGAAGCUCUGCAAGACUGGGCGACGGGACCUUUCGUCGACGAAUUCGAAAAUAUGAAGAAAGCCGGCUCAAAGUACCGUACACCUGGCGAAUACCGCGACAAGAACGCUCCUCGAGGCGUGACAGGAGAAACGGAAGAGGAGAUCCAUCCCGCUGUGUGGUACAGAAUGCGGCAACUAGGCAAUGAUUAUCAGCCCGUACCCCUCAAGGGUUUCGAGCGCAAACAGAAGGAGAGCGCGGAUGGCGUGAGCUACGAGUGGGUGAAAGGCAGCGUGCGGAUCCCGGAGUCCAGGAUUGGUGGUAUGCAGAAUAUUGAGCGGUCGUGCCUGGUAGGCGACACAGCGAAGAAGUUCAUAGGGGGCUUGGAUAAGGAGUAUGGUGUUGAUUCGUGGGAGGCGAAGGCUCUAGAUGGACCACUGGAGGCGCCGGGGUCGAUGCAAAAUCAUGGGUUUCAACCUGAUCAGGGCUUCUAA